AUGGAUAUUUGUAAAGUUUACAGACCGAAAUCUAUAGUAUUUUUAUAUCCCGAAUCGAUAAAAGAAAUGGAAAUGACAACGAUAAUGCUUAAAUGGGGACGGGCACUUUCUCGUGAAGGAGUAUCGAGCACGAAUUUGUACUUUUCACAACUGCAAGAAUCAUCGUACUACUUAACACAAACUAUACGACCGUAUUUCAUAGUGCUGAUCUCAAAUUUCAAUGCUAUUAAUGAGUUCUCUUUAGCAACAAGUACUUUUGAUAUGUCAUCAGCUGUGUGGCUAGUGAUAUUCAUUCACAAGGAAAAUAGUUUUAAUUAUUGUCACAAUCCACCAGGUAAUAUAUUUCAUUUAACAUUCAACACAGAAAUGAUGGUCCGUUGUAAUACGGAAAAUAUUUUACGAGAAUGGUAUUCGAUCGAUAUGAAUCAAAUCGAGAUGAUGGAUGUAGCAACUUGGAGUUUAGAGAAAGGAAUUACUAAAACAGUGCCAGAUUUUCUUUACAAACGAAGAAAUAAUUUAAAAGGUUUAAUUAUGAGAGCUGUUCUAGUGAAGGAUGCACAAUCCAUAAUUAAAAACAAGGAUGGCGAAGUAAAUAAUAUAUUUGAAGUGGAAGAGUAUGGGAAAUGGAAUCCAGAAAAAAAGACUUGGUCUGGUGGAAUUGCGGAAUUAUAUACAGGACGUGCUGACAUUUCUAUUUCAGAAUUUAUUAUUAGCAAGGAUAGAUUUAAUAUAGUCGACUUCACGCAUCCUGUUUUCAACUACAAGAAUAUUUUUGUUAUUCGAGAACCAAAAAAUUGUAUAAUUCAAUGGUCGUCUUACUUUUUAACAUUUACAAGUUCUGUUUGGUCUGCUGUGUUUGGAAUAUUAAUUGUUUCGUUGAUCUUCCUGGUCUUACUCAAAAUAAAAAUUGGAACCGAUCGCAAAAUAGGAUAUUUAUUGAUCGAUAUUUUUUUAGAAAUUUGGGGUAUAUUUUGCCAACAGGGACUUGCUGAUUUUUCUCCUAACUCUUCCUUACGAAUGGCAUACUUUUCCAUAUUUUUUUUCAUUAUCGUCUUUUGGGCCGGCUAUUCAGCUGCUUUGAUAAGCAUUUUAACGUCUGUAAAUCACGUCUUACCAUUUCAUUCAUUAGAGGAUUUCGUUGCAGAUGGUACUUAUCAACUUAUCAUUGCUCGUGGUACGGCUUACUUUGAUAAGUUUGCAAAUUCGAAAGAUCCAUUUGCACAGAAGCUUAUGAAAUUGAUACCAAAAGAUGAAGAAUUGCCCACCAACGAAUUUGAAGGAUUUGAAAGAGUUUGUAAAAAUGAGAAACUUGCACUAUAUAUGAGUGAUCAGUUGAAUUAUUUUGAAAAUUCAUGCGAUAUAGUUCGCAUUGAAACAGAACAUAUAAACUGGUUUGCUAUCAUCUUAUCUAAACACAAUCCAUUCACCGACAUCAUCAAUUUUCAGUUGCAGAGAUUUACCGAUAACGGUAUGAUAAAUCGUUUAAAAUAUAAAUUACUUAAAAAGGAAUUCACUGAUAUGAUCGAGUAUAAACCGGUUCGUCUAAUCAGCGUUAUACCUCUCAUUUGCUUCUUCUUAGUUGGUAUCGUUUUGAGUACUUGUAUUCUGAUCAUAGAAAAAUAUUAUAAUUUUUAA
Molecule: messenger RNA, 1635 nt
Organism: Vespula vulgaris
Lineage: Eukaryota; Metazoa; Arthropoda; Insecta; Hymenoptera; Vespidae
Product: glutamate receptor ionotropic, delta-1-like
Exons: 10
Coding region: 1-1635 (544 amino acids)
Cellular component (GO): membrane
Molecular function (GO): glutamate-gated receptor activity
Source: RefSeq, a predicted model, not a curated record